AAAAUAUAGAUCUGUUAACAAGUUUCUAUUAUUAUUUCGUGAUUAUUUUGACGCAAUCUUCACGAAUUUUGGUUCAAUAAUAAAUGAAAAAUUACAAUCGUUCUUCUUCUUUACGCUGCUAUUAGGGCAUGCAGCAGUAUGGAUAAAUAUAUCAUUAAAACAAAAAGAACUUCUUGUAGUGGCUCAACGGAAAAAGUUUCAGAGAAGCAAUUUGUUCAAGCUACUAUCCACUCGUUACAAGGAGUGGUUAUUGUGGAAGAUUUAUGGCGAUUAAAGUCAGUCUUGCGUCUUGAGGGCCAGAGUGAUGAAAACCUACUUCAAGCUUUAACUGAACUGGACAAAAAGAUUCCACCAAGGGACCUGCUACAGAAAACAAAAAUAGGCCAUACACUGAAGAAAGUGAGCAAACAUUCCAACAAUGAGGUUUCCCGUCAAGCUACAGCACUUAUAAAUAAAUGGAAGGCACACUUUGAGAGUAAACUAGACCGACCACAAAUUGAAGUAAAACAGGAUAAGAAGACAGAAAAAUUAAGGAAAUCUGGACGCAAUUUGAUUGCAGAUGCCCUCGGUUCCACUGAGAAAAAACAGUUAUGUGAGAGCAUAGAGAGAGAAGUAUUCCACCAGUGUAAACGUCUUGUGAACAAUGCAUACAGGAGGACAAUGAGGAAAGUCAUAUUUACACUAAAACAUAAGGAGGAAAUCAGAACUAAAGUGAUGAGUUUAGAGAUGGAUAUAAAAGACCUUGUGAAAACGUCUUUGAAAACCUGAAACUUAUUGGAACUAUUGAUGAAUACCUCAGAUAAGAUUCUCAUUCAAUGAAAGCUAAAGUUGAUGAUCUCAAUAAUAUGUACAUCGUGUUUUCUUCAACAUCAAAAAGGAUUCUUAACAGAACACAUUAUUCAGUCAGUAUCAUGUAUUUGUAGGUUGUAAACUACUACACUAGUAAAGUAAAACAUUGUUAUCAAAAUGUUUGCAUAGAAAAUCAUUGAAUAAUAUUUUAUAUUCAAUUGACAUAAGUAUGGAGUUGUGAAUGGCUUUUCAAAAGAAAACUGUUUCACACAUUUUUAGUGAAUGUUGGUGUCGGAGCAUAAGACAAAUUAUGUUUUCUAUGGUGUGAAAAUACAGGAUAUAUUUCCUCACUCCAUUAGAUCGCUGAAAGUUGCAUUAUCAUUGAAUAAAAAAAUUAUAAAAUCUUAUAAAAUAAUAC
Molecule: messenger RNA, 1207 nt
Organism: Owenia fusiformis
Lineage: Eukaryota; Metazoa; Annelida; Polychaeta; Sabellida; Oweniidae
Source: the annotation of a GenBank genome assembly